GGGGUUACCAUCCAUCAAUUAAAACAGAAGAAGAAGACGGUGCUAAAAGUGCUGCUUUCACGUGAUGUCUCAACAAACACAGCCCUCCGCUCCUGAUUCCCCUGCCCUGCUGGUCACAGCGAACGUGCAGAAAUACGCCAUGAAGAAGAAGAAGGUCCUCAGUGCUGAAGAAAGCGAGCUGUUCGAGCUGACUCAGGCUACAGGCGUCACUGUGGACCAGGAGGUCUUUAAGAUCAUAGUGGACCUGCUGAAAAUGAAUGUGGCCCCUCAAGCAGUCUUCCAGACCCUGAAGGCGAUGUGUGCAGGUCAGAGAGUAGCUGAAAGCUGCGGGGAGUCUUCAGCUGCUCUCCAUGCAACAAGCAUGACCACAGCAUCUGCAGAGGUCAAAGUAGCGCGCAGUAAAGCUGGAGCGGGUCAAAGCGAGAAGAGUAGAGACGCUCCCAGCCAGAAGGUGCAGAGGCAGCCCAGCGCCACUAGAGGACAGAAGACUAAGAGCUCCGGCAGCAGCAGCUCGUCUUCACAAAUUAACUCCACAUAAG
Messenger RNA from Nematolebias whitei (Rio pearlfish), 539 nucleotides. It is a transcript of the gene mzt2b, whose product is annotated as mitotic spindle organizing protein 2B. NCBI's taxonomy places the organism in Eukaryota, Metazoa, Chordata, Actinopteri, Cyprinodontiformes, Rivulidae. The transcript has 4 exons. Gene Ontology annotation, cellular component: spindle; centrosome. The coding region runs from base 65 to 538 and encodes 157 amino acids. The record is from RefSeq and is a predicted model, not a curated record.